Vombatus ursinus (common wombat) is the source of this 794-nucleotide messenger RNA. RefSeq names its product glypican 5 (gene GPC5). The record is from RefSeq and is a predicted model, not a curated record. Lineage: Eukaryota; Metazoa; Chordata; Mammalia; Diprotodontia; Vombatidae. The transcript has 2 exons. Bases 1 to 762 code for a protein of 253 amino acids. Gene Ontology annotation, cellular component: cell surface; plasma membrane; extracellular region. Gene Ontology annotation, biological process: positive regulation of canonical Wnt signaling pathway; regulation of protein localization to membrane; cell migration.
AUGGCGUUAGAGGCUGCUGCCUCAGUUCAGGAGCUCUUCACAGAUGUAGGGCUCUUUGUGUUUGGCACCGACAUCAGUCCAGAUGAAUUUGUUAACAGAUUCUUUGACACUCUGUUUCCUUUGGUCUACAAUCAUCUCAUUAACCCUGGUGUGACUGAUAUUUCACUGGAAUAUUCAGAAUGCAUUCGAAUGGCAAGGCGAGAUAUUAACCCCUUUGGAAACAUUCCCAAAAUUGUAAUGGGACAAAUGGGGAGAUCAUUGUUACCCAGCCGGACUUUCCUGCAGGCUCUUAAUUUAGGCAUCGAAGUCAUCAAUACCACCGAUCAUCUGCAGUUCUCAAAAGAGUGCAGCAAAGCCCUCUUGAAGAUGCAAUACUGUCCCCAUUGCCAGGCUCUGACUUUAAGUAAGCCAUGUAUGGGCUACUGCCUUAAUGUUGUAAGAGGCUGUUUGGCUAAUGUGGCAGAAAUUGACCCUCAUUGGCAGGGAUAUAUCCGAUCACUGGAAGAACUUUCUGAUACUAUUCAUGGGAUAUAUGACAUAGAACAUGUACUUCUGAACUUCCACUUACUUGUUAAUGAUGCUGUUAUGCAGGCUCACAUCAAUGGAAAAAAAUUAUCUGAGCAGGUGAACAAGAUCUGUGGUCCCCCUGUCAGAACACCUACACAAACCCCUGGUUGUUCUCUUGAUCGGAGCAAAGAUAAGCAAGGAAUGAAGAUCUCUUUGAGAGAGGGUGAAGAAACCCUUGCCAGCAGAAGAAAGUAAGACAUUAGUUUUACAACCAGAAAGAAAGGAGA